AUGUCAAGGUUAAGAAUUCAAUCGCUUGAUUAUGGACCAUUUCUGGUGCCAAAGCCCAGUUUUGAAUCUGUCUCUUAAAAAUAUGUCUAUUUCUACUGAAUCCCUUAAAAAUAUAUAAAUACUGCAUUUUUCCACAAAAAUUUAAUUUACAUAGCUAUAUAACUGAUUUUUUUUUAAAAAAUAAUUAUUGAAAACUUUUAGAAAAUAAUUGAAUCAACAAACUCAUCAGACAGCACUUAUCGAGAAAUGAAGCUUGAUGAGCUGUAUUUGGCACUCGAAAAGAAAGGGAUUCCUAUCCCUAAGUUUGCUUUGUACUUCAAUGGAAAACGUCUCAAAAGAUCGAAUUUCAUAGAAGCUAUAAAUUCAACUGAAAACAUCCAACUACUGAGCUCCAAAAAUAAGGUUAUGAGCAUGAAGCUCCAAAUCAAGAUUGGAGUCGAAGAUUUCUGUAUGAUUGUUAAGAAUCCACAAAAACUUACAAUAUGGAGACUAAUCAUAAAAAUUGCCAAACUCAGAGGUCUAUGUACUGAAAACCUCCGUAAAAUCAAAUGUCUAAACAAGUUUGUUGCGCUAGAUUACGACCAAACCCUCAACGCCAGCUCAAACAACUGCAAUUUUGCAUUAGAAAUCAAAGAAGAAUCAAAGCGCAUUAAAAGGUCUUGGAAAGAAAUUAAAUUUCACAGCGAAUCCCGUGAAAAUCUUCUUUCCAUAUCGGUCAGUCCUACCAAAACAAUAAGGAAACUUAAGCAAUUGGUCUGUCUCAAGACCCUUAAUGACCUACCUUAUAUAAAGCUAGUCAAAAAUAAUGUCCCGCUACAAGAAUCCCAAACUAUCGAAAGUGAAAUCAAUGACGGUGAUAUUAUCGAAAUAAUAAAACAUAGACCUGGAGGAUUGGUCGGAGGCUUAUGCUUUAAUAGCCUCAAUGAAAUCGUCGAAAAAAGAUUUGACGACGAAGCCCCAGACUGGAGAAGUGUAAAGCCAGGCCUUUCCUGGAGAUGUGAAUGUGAAAAUGAAGAAUGUAGAGCUUAUAAAGAAUAUGUAGUAGUCAAUAUCGGUUUUGGCUCGUUCGAUGUCGCAAAAGUUAUAUGAAACUUAAAAUGCCCUGAAUGCAAGCAGGGAAUUGAAAUUGGAAAAAUUUCUAAUAUAGGAUUUCAUAAAACAGACUGGAGAAUUGAUGGCAGGCUUCAAAGCGGCAAAGUGGUGGAAAGGUCCGGGGAAGCAGGAAGCGAACAAUAUAUGACUUUUCAAGAUGGGGUAACAGCGGAAUGGGCCUAUUUAACAAUUGAAGCUGUGGACUGUCAUGAUCGAAAGAUUGAGCCUUGCUAA
Messenger RNA from Blepharisma stoltei, 1326 nucleotides. Lineage: Eukaryota; Ciliophora; Heterotrichea; Heterotrichida; Blepharismidae. The record is from the annotation of a GenBank genome assembly.